AUGAGACGAUUUAUUGCACGACAUGGCAAGCCAUCGGAAAUAUUCUCCGACAAUGGCCGAAAUUUUGUCGCAGCGGCUAGGGAGUUAGGCACCUUUUUAAAACCCAAUAAACACUUGCUUUCUGACUUCGCUGCACAAGAAGGUAUACGUUUUAAUUUCAUUCCCGCUUACUCCCCUCACUUCGGCGGCAUUUGGGAAUCAGGCAUCAAAUCCGCUAAACAUCAUAUAAAACGUGUCAUAGGCAAUCUUCAUCUGACGUUUGAAGAAUUACAGACUUUAUUUGCACAAGUGGAGGCGAUACUAAACAGCCGUCCCUUGUGUCCCAUGUCCUCCAAUCCUAACGACUUCCUUUCCCUCUCUCCAGGACAUUUUCUCAUCGGGAGAGCGCUGACUGCGGUCCCAUCACCCCUUCUCGAAGAUGAGGAUCCAAACAAGUUAAAGAGGUACCAAAAAUUAGAGCAAGUUUGUCAACAUUUUUGGCGUCGCUGGCAAGCCGAAUACAAUAACGAACUUCAAAGACGACAGAAGUGGAUGAAGGACACUACGCAGCUCAAAGUGGAUGACUUAGUCCUAAUCAAAGAAGAUCUACCACCUUUGUGUUGGCGACUCGGAAGAGUGACAAGGCUGUUUCCAGGACCCGAUGGCGUGGCACGAGUGGCAGACGUAAGAACCGCAACGGGCUGCCUUCGACGAGCUUUGGCUCGGCUGUGCCCUCUUCCAAGUCAAGCAGAAGAGCCUUAG
Messenger RNA from Spodoptera litura, 741 nucleotides. RefSeq lists its product as uncharacterized. The record is from RefSeq and is a predicted model, not a curated record. Lineage: Eukaryota; Metazoa; Arthropoda; Insecta; Lepidoptera; Noctuidae. Gene Ontology annotation, molecular function: nucleic acid binding. Gene Ontology annotation, biological process: DNA integration.